Molecule: messenger RNA, 4224 nt
Organism: Bombus pascuorum
Lineage: Eukaryota; Metazoa; Arthropoda; Insecta; Hymenoptera; Apidae
Product: cytochrome P450 9e2-like
Exons: 1
Coding region: 285-1886 (533 amino acids)
Molecular function (GO): monooxygenase activity; iron ion binding; oxidoreductase activity, acting on paired donors, with incorporation or reduction of molecular oxygen
Source: RefSeq, a predicted model, not a curated record
GCUAUUAACAGUUUCAUCAAUCCCUCAUAGCCAGUCAGUACGCACGCAGCUCUCUAGCAUGAGCAUCAUUCAAUCGCGUCUUCGGCCAGUCUCUCACAUGAGAGUAUCCAUAUACGUUGACAUCUUCUAAGCUUUUUUUUAACAUCGAAUCGAACAUAAACUUUUCUCGUGAUUACCUAUCGAAAAUUGAAUCUCUUUAAAGAAAAACAAUGAUCUAGUUUUCUGGUAGGUGGUUGUGUAGUGUUAUACCAGUGAAUACCCAGUAGAAGCGUUGAACAAUAACGAUGGAAAUAAACUGGUGGCCAAUAAUCGCGGCGGUGGUCGCCGUAAUCGCGGUAGCUUAUUACAGAGUCACUCGGACCUACGAUUUCUUUGAGAAACGUGGGAUUCCUUACUACAGUUACAUCCCGCUAUUAGGAAGCAUUUGGGAGGCCAUACUUCAACGAAUUUCAUUCGCCGAGAUGGUUGAAAAAAUGUACCAGUCGUUUCCCGAUUCGAAGUACGUCGGUUUUUUCGACUUCUCCUCACCCAUAGUUAUGAUUCGAGAUCUCGAACUGCUCAAGUCGAUCACCGUGAAGAACUUCGAUCAUUUUCCAGAUCACAGAUCCUUCGAUAGCGUAGAUAGAGAUCCCUUGUUUGGUAAGAAUUUAUUUGCCCUUCGUGGCGAAAGAUGGAAGGAAGUACGAAACGCGUUGAGUCCAGCCUUCACGUCGAGCAAGAUGAAGUCGAUGUUCAUACUAAUGCGCGAAUGCGCUAAGGAAUACGGCGAUUAUUUCGCUUCUUUGCCUGCCGACCAGACUACUUUGGAGUUAAAAGAUUCGUUCACCAAAUAUACCAACGACGUAAUCGCCACUUGUGCCUUUGGUAUUAACGUGAACUCAAUAAAGGAUCCGAAGAACAAUUUUUACGUGUACGGUAGAGAGGCUACUCAUUUUGGAAGAUCGCAAUCCUUCAAGUUUUUCAUUGUAAGAAGCUUGCCCUGGUUAGCUCGAGCGUUAAAUAUCAGGAUAAUUAGGAAGCAGAUCGCGGAUUUUUUCCAAGACUUGGUGGCUAUUACGAUAAAGACCAGAGACGAGAAAGGUAUCGUUCGUCCGGAUAUGAUUCAGCUGAUGAUGGAAACGAGAGGGAAAUUAGGCCCAGGGAAGGAGUUGACCAUCGAAGACAUGACUGCCCAGGCGUUCGUCUUCUUCUUCGGUGGAUUCGAAAGCACCUCUACUCUGAUGUGCUUUGCUGCUUACGAGGUUGGAACGAACGAGGAAGUUCAGAAGAGAUUGCAAGACGAGAUCGAUCAGGUUUUGGAGGAUUGUAAGGGCGAAGCUACGUACGAGGCUAUCAACGACAUGAAGUAUCUGGACGCUGUCAUUCUCGAGAGUCUUAGGAUGUAUCCGACCAUCGUGGCUGUCGAUAGACUUUGCGUAAAGCCGUUCGAAUUACCGCCACAUUUGCCAGGAAAAAAACCCUACAUCGUCCAAAAAAAUGAAUGCAUAUGGAUACCGAUUUAUGGAAUUCAGCGCGAUCCACAGAUUUAUCCAGAGCCAAACAAAUUCAAUCCUGAUAGGUUCUACAGCGAUGCGAAACAAAUGUUCAACUCCAAUUCGUUCUUUACCUUUGGGUUGGGACCUAGAAUGUGUAUCGGUAACAGAUUCGCGAUAUUGGAGGCGAAAGUUUUGUUGUUCUAUAUUUUUGCCAGGUGUAACCUCAUACCGUGCGCCAAGACUUCUAUACCGCUGAAAUUCAACAAGAAAGGAUUUGCUAUGACGUCAGAGGAUGGAUUCUGGUUUAACAUGCAACGGAGAAACAUAAAGAAAGGCGAGGUCGAGAAAAUUACGGUUCCAGGGACAACGACGUUUAUCGAGAAGAUUCCUGAUAGACAUCCAGACAAUUAAGUCAUAUGCGAUGUUUGUAAUAUCAAUCUUCCGAACUUCCGUUUGAAAAUAUCUACGUAUAUUUUUUCGAUAUAUUCAUUGCGAUAAGAUGGACGGUAAACCAGGAAUCAGAACCGAAGGUUUCGAAUUGAACACAUCACUUCAAAAGUUUAUAUUUAGUUAUUCGCAUCGUCAUUUGAUUUCGAAGUAUUAACAAUCGAGAUGCUUGUUUCGCUAAAGAAAGUGAAAAACACAUAUACUUGGGGUAUUCAAAGUGUAUAGAGAAAUAAAAAGCUUUCGUAUAAUAUUUUGAUUGUAACGCAUAAAAUACACGAAUUGUACAAGGUUUCGGGUCAACGAUUUCUCUUUGUUUCGAAUAGGGAAACACUCUUAGAUAUCUAUAUUCAAAAUCAACAAGUCGAAAAUGAUUCUAUUUAACAACGAAGAACGUAAUGACUUUUGCGGAGAUGAUAUACAUCUUGUUUUAUUUAAUUGUGUUAAAACAUCGUUAAAUUUUCAUAACUUUAAGCGAUUUUAGUAUUUUGUGGAACGAUUUUCUAUUGAUACGAUCUUUAUGACUAAUUUGAUUUUGUAGAAUUUAUAGGAAAUAGUCGUUACUAAUAUUCUACAAGCAUUUAUCAGAUCUAAUGAUCUAAUAACUCGAUCGAUGUUUUAGAACUUUUUUUUCCUUUAUACGUGUUUACGAAAUUUUCUCUAUAUACUAACAUUUAUAUACUUUUUAUUACUUAAAUAAAUGUAUUUGUUAUAAUAAAAUAUGAUUAAAUAAAAUUAAUAUUUGGAAUAAGAAUAUUUUGGAUUUAAAUAGAGAAAAAAACUAAAUAAAUACAAGUUUGUAUUGGGAAAUAGAAUUUAUAAUUCUAAUCUAUAAUUGAUUCUUAUUAUAAUAAAAUUACAUUAUUGUUUUUAUGAUAAUACCAUACUGUCUAUACCAUACUUUGUCCUAGUUUCACAAAUUUCAAGUUUCAGGUACCGUAAACUAAAUAAUUAACGAUAGCAUCCUCCGUCUGCGGCUCCAAAGUUCUUUCUGAUAGAGAAAAGAUUCGAUAUACAAAAAAAAAAAAAAAAAAAAAUACGAUUGCCUUUCCUGAACAUUAAACGAUGCGAACAAAACGAUAUCUUCGUUCAAAGAUGUUAAAGAAGUUUUUGAUCAGCUUUGUGUUUAUAUCUAAGGUGCAUUUCAAUCCUUUUUAUCGAUUUUCUUUAUUUGGCGUAUUAUUUUUACGAGUCAAUUUCUGUUAAGCACCGACGUGUCUCAGUUUUGGAGGUUCUUUACUUCUUCCUCCAACCUUCCCGCGCGAUCGUAAAUAAAAGGGAAAAAGACAAAAGAAAUAGAGAAGAAUUUUUUGGAUAUCCCAGAAAAUUCUUCCGCCACUGUCUAACCUGUUCGUAUUUCAGCGAAACGAAUCGGAGAAGAAAUGAAAAGGAGGAUCGAAUCGUGGCGUGUUCCUGGUCAUAUAAUGGAUACGUGUUACGCGUCCAUCUUAAUUAUCUUGGCCGGAUGCGUCAGCAUCGUCUCUGCAUGUCCAGCACGUAACAUGGAGUCGAGAUACGUAUAACAGUCGUAUGUGUAAUAUAUUCUACUACGUGAUCGGCUAGUGGCAAAGACGCCAUACGACCUUGUGAAUGUUGCUUUAAUGAGCGAGUUUCCGCGUAUAUAUAAGCUGCUACAUCACGAGCUGGUUGCUCGUCACAAUAUCACGCGGAUAUCACACCAACCUAAUUGUGACCUACUUCUUCAUGCUCGUGGUUCAAGAAAUUGUGAUAAUAUGCUGCGAACUCUCAUGGAUUUGAUAUUUGAUUUUCUGGGAAUCGCGAACUUUGUCUUUAGACAGGGUUCCGAUCGGUAGCUGGGGCGAUUAAAUACGUAUGAUCAUUUCUUUUUAUAACUUCUUGAAACACACCAAAGGAAAAGCAAUGAAUAUUCACUAUAAAUUUAUUAAAUGAUUGGGUCAUUCUAAACGUUUUGUCUUCCAAAGAUAAUCUUAGGUCUAUUAUGUUAUAGUUUCUAGAUGCGAAAGUUUGUGGUUGUUGCCCGACUUCAAUUUGGAAUGAUUACAAGGUUCAAGACUAAACGUUGGAACGAUUGUAGACUAUAAUUUGUCGCAAUUUCAAACCGGGGAUUUCAAUUGUAAACGACCGUCGAUGUCCAUUUGAAGCGAUUGUGGAUCUUCAAUUGAAAUUACUUUGAAUUUCAUUUGGGAACGAUCAUUCUAUUUAUAAAUAUUCAAAAGAGAACUCAUUGUGAAUAUACGCAAUGGAUUAAUUGACCUGUCAAUAAUAAGUACGCGGUUGUACCCGCAUCAAAUCGUAUCACUAUAAAAAAGAAAAUAACAAACAA